This is a messenger RNA of Aspergillus brunneoviolaceus CBS 621.78, 1521 nucleotides long. RefSeq lists its product as uncharacterized. Gene Ontology annotation, molecular function: protein binding. Bases 1 to 1521 code for a protein of 506 amino acids. The transcript has 2 exons. The record is from RefSeq and is a predicted model, not a curated record. Lineage: Eukaryota; Fungi; Ascomycota; Eurotiomycetes; Eurotiales; Aspergillaceae.
AUGAUGCUCGCCUUACUCCCUGGAGAGAUUGUUCUCCAGGUGGUAUCUUUUCUCAACCCUCAAGAUCUCUCGGAGUUAGUCCUCGUAUCAAAGGACUACUACUCACUGUUCAUCCCCGCUCUCUAUGACCGAGUUGUCCUCCCUCUCAAUGCUUACUGGGACGACGGAUACAGACUCCUGGAUGGGGAGGAGACAAACCCCGUGCGUCGAUUCUCCCAGGCGAUGAUCGAGAACCCGCGCCUCGCACCCUUGGUCCGCUCUCUAAUUCUGUACCCAAGCCAUUGUGAAGAAUGGGAGUCCCGUGCUCCACUCCCGGCCGUGCCGGAGGAGAGAUUACGGGCUCUGAUGCUGCCAUACGGGGAUGCAAAACGCAAGCACCGACGGAAGUACCGCGCUUGGCGAAGAGAUCUCCGGUCCGAUCGGGAACGGCAAGAUGACUACCGAGAACCCAAGAACUACGAGGAUGCCUGGCUGGCAUUGCUGUUGGUCCAGGUUCGGAACCUCGAGAAGUUAGCCAUCCGACUGCCGGAGGAACGCAUGAGAUUCAAUUUCAAGCACAUCCCACGGACGCAGGGAUACACCACGCAUUUUGACCGAGUGAUCCACUGGGCGGGAAACACCGAGCUUGGGAUCCUCACGCGCCUUUCCCAGGUCUCCCUCCGCGAUGGGCCGGUCUGGGAUAAUGAGGGAGCCAUCGAGGCCGUGCCCCUGAGGCGAAUGCUUCCCUACCUACGCAUCCCGUCUCUCCGCACACUCUACAUCCGCAAUCCAUGCAACAGUCCACUGCCCCGUAAACUUCUCAGGGAUCUGGUGCCAACCCCUUCCUCACUCACGCACAUCGACCUGGAAGGGCCGUACGAUGCCCUGUCCAACCUACCCCGAUUCCUUGAAUGGUGUCCAAACCUUGAGUCGUUCGCCGUGGAGAUGAAUCAGCCCUGGGACUGGCGUGGCUGGGUGGAUGUCUCGCAUCUCUAUUGUCCGCUCCAAAAGUCUCGAUCCUCCUUGCGUCAUCUCCACGUGGCCUUUGCUGGCCCGGGACGCGAGAUCACGCAGGACGCGGAGAGUCCCCAGCCCACCUUCUUCGGCGAUCUUUCUGUUUUUCCGAAUCUGCACACGGUGCAUAUGCGAUGGAGCAACCUGCUUCCCUUCCACGGGAGCCGCGCGCUAGAACCCGCGCAACCUCUUCGAACACUAUUGCCGCGCUCGUUGCAGAAUCUGUACAUCGAGGAUUGCCUAAUGCAGGGCGCAUGGGCGCUUGGGGACGAGCUCGAAGGCUUACUCCAGUAUCGCCGGGAGGAGCGCGGCCGAGGAGUGGCGCCAUCGAGGGAUCAGAAGGCUCCUGAGCCGGACCUUGCUUGGGAAGGCCGACUGCGUGGGUUGCAGGAGGAACUCGGGGCGCUGGGGGUGUCUCUGCGCGUGAUCGAACGCGGCGCAAGCGUGCCCUUCCCUCCGGACCGGGCCCUAAGGCACAAAUGGCCCCUCUGCGAAAAUGGCAAAUACUACGACGAUUUCAACUACUAG